UACGCGGUGCCGUGUGCAUCACAUUUGACAACACACUCUUGGAAAGAAGGAAAAUAAUUCUAGCGUGGUCUGAACAUCAAGCUUUGGUUCUCAUUGCUGAUCCUUCAACGACCAUGGCAGUACUAAAACGAUUCUAUCAUGCUCUCACGCGCAGAAAAAAUCUGCCUGAGAGCAUGCAAGCACUUCUGGAAAAUUCGAAGAUGGCCAGGGUGUUGACCACGUUGGACCUGACGGCUCUCGGCGUCGGCAGCACCCUUGGCGUCGGCGUUUACGUGUUGGCCGGUUCGGUUUCGAAAGAGACGGCAGGUCCAGCAGUUGUUGUUUCCUUUAUAAUUGCCGCAAUCGCGUCUAUAUUUGCCGGGCUGUGUUAUGCCGAGUUCGGGGCAAGAGUUCCAAAGGCUGGAUCGGCCUAUGUGUACAGUUAUGUGUGCGUCGGCGAGUUUGUGGCUUUCAUCAUCGGCUGGAAUUUGGUGCUGGAAUAUGUCGUAGGGUCGGCGAGUGUCGUGCGAGGCCUGAGUGGCUACGUGGACAACCUCUUUAAUAAUACGAUGGCUAAGGCCUUUGAGGAUUUGUUGCCCAUAGAUGUUGAUUUUCUCUCGCCCUACAUUGAUUUCUUCGCCUUCGCACUUUCCAUUGUGUUUGCUGUCGCUCUGGCGCUCGGGGUGAAAGAGUCGUCAAACUUCAACAAUGUGUUCACCAUCGUCAAUUUGGCGGUGGUUGCGUACGUCAUCAUUUGCGGCCUCUUCAAAGUCGACAUCAAAAACUGGUCCAUUGACGUCAACGAUAUUCCUGACGAGUACAAACCAACUGCCGGAACCGGAGGGUUCGCACCGUUCGGCAUAAAUGGCAUCAUCAAAGGCGCCGCCACGUGUUUCUACGGCUUUGUCGGAUUCGAUUGUGUCGCUACAACAGGCGAGGAAGCGAAAAAUCCCCAAAAAGCCAUUCCAAUUGCCAUCGUGAUUUCCCUUGCGAUUAUCGCAUUUGCCUAUAUUGGAGUUUCAACGGUACUUACACUCAUGUGGCCGUACUACGCGCAGGACCCUGAUGCACCUUUACCUUAUGUGUUUUUCGAGAUUGGUUGGGACGUUGCUGCGUGGAUCGUCAGCAUUGGCGCUAUUUUCGGUCUUUGCGCAAGUUUGAUGGGAGCUAUGUUGCCCCUUCCUCGCGUCAUCUACGCCAUGGCCAACGAUGGAAUCAUUUUCCGCUUCCUUGGAAAGAUCCAUCCUCGAUUCCAAACACCUCUAUUGGGAACUAUAUUGGCUGGACUUUUGACAGGAUUUUUGGCCGCCGUUUUCGACUUAAAGCAGUUGGUGGACAUGAUGAGCAUUGGUACUUUGCUGGCGUACUCGAUCGUGGCCGCGUGCGUCCUCCUUUUGCGCUACCAGCCCGACGGCGAGGAAAUCGAAAUGAGCACCAAGUUCAGUCACAUCGGAUUUUUCACCCAGCUGUUCAAUCUCAAGAGGAUUAAGUCACCUUCCACGUUGUCAGCCAACAUAGUCACUUGGGGCGUCGUGACCUUGUUGGUAAUUGUGAUUGCAUGUGGCAGCGUCAUUAAGUUUGCUGAGAUUGAAAUUUUUGUGAAUGGAGAGUGGUGGGCUAUUCUUCUCUUGUCCAUAACCGGCGCCCUUUUCAUCCUCAAUGUCUUGGUUAUUGGCCUGCAGCCGUCAUCCAACGCAAAGUUAUUUUUCAGAGUCCCACUGGUGCCAGUGAUUCCCGCUUUGAGCAUUUUCAUCAACAUCUACCUCAUGUUGAUGCUCGACGAAGCGACGUGGAUCAGAUUCGCCGUGUGGAUGCUCGUCGGUUUUGUAAUUUAUUUCGCGUACGGCAUCUGGCAGAGCGAGGAAAACGUUGCGGACAAGAGAAAGCGAUCAGUGAUUUUCGCUCACACUAACUCGGCUUACGAAGAGGACGACGAGAAAAAAAGAAAGAGAUCCGACUAAGCACGCGCUGAACCUGCCUUCAAUACUUAAUUAAUAUCUUGUAAAUAUUAUAUUAAUAAAAAUUAAUAAAAUUUGCAACAAUUCUGCGUUCAUCUUU
Messenger RNA from Neocloeon triangulifer, 2037 nucleotides. Its product is annotated as high affinity cationic amino acid transporter 1-like. Gene Ontology annotation, molecular function: amino acid transmembrane transporter activity. NCBI's taxonomy places the organism in Eukaryota, Metazoa, Arthropoda, Insecta, Ephemeroptera, Baetidae. The coding region runs from base 114 to 1940 and encodes 608 amino acids. The transcript is spliced from 14 exons. Gene Ontology annotation, biological process: amino acid transport; transmembrane transport. Gene Ontology annotation, cellular component: plasma membrane. The record is from RefSeq and is a predicted model, not a curated record.